AUGUCAAGAAAAUCUAACCAUUCUCACAGUCAAGGUCAAUCUUCAACUCAAGUUCAAUCUUUAACCCAUGGUCAAUUUUCAACCCACAAUCAAUCAACUCGCGGUAUUGUAAAGCCACCUGGUAGCGUGAAAAAUAUUUGUAAAAUACUACACUUAGACAAAAGGAUUUACCAAGGAUAUCGUAGUGAUCUGCGUGACUUAAUUAAAACUGGCUUUUUAGAUUCAAAGAAAAAGUGGAUUGAUCAGGAUAUGAAACAAGUUUUAAUUAUUAUCAAAAAGUUUAAAGAUAAAAAUCCAUCGUUCCCCAAAUGUGCUAAUGACUGGGCUAUCAAAGAGAUCAUGCGCUCAAUAAUUAAUAAUAAACGGGAAUAUUCAAGAUUUCAUAAGAAUAAGCAAACAAGACCUCGUCAUAAGAAUAAUAACCACCAGCACAACUAUCAGUGUGACCAUCAACGUGACCAUCAGCACCAUCAGCAUGACGAUAAUGACCAUCAGCAUGAUGAUCACCAGCACAACCAGCAACGACCAUCAACAGCAACAGAUUGA
Molecule: messenger RNA, 546 nt
Organism: Rhizophagus irregularis DAOM 181602=DAOM 197198
Lineage: Eukaryota; Fungi; Glomeromycota; Glomeromycetes; Glomerales; Glomeraceae
Source: RefSeq, a predicted model, not a curated record